Molecule: messenger RNA, 5758 nt
Organism: Homarus americanus (American lobster)
Lineage: Eukaryota; Metazoa; Arthropoda; Malacostraca; Decapoda; Nephropidae
Exons: 7
Coding region: 2092-4509 (805 amino acids)
Biological process (GO): G protein-coupled receptor signaling pathway
Cellular component (GO): plasma membrane
Molecular function (GO): G protein-coupled receptor activity
Source: RefSeq, a predicted model, not a curated record
CCUACCCUCCCCCACCCUCUUUACUACUCUCACAGCAGCUCUCAAACCCCUAGAGAGUUUCCCUUCAUCUCACUCGCUCGGUGUGUGUCUUGCCGCUCAGACGUCCUUCUUGAAGUGUGAGUAUGACAGCCCACCACAACCCACCAUAACCCACCACAACCCACCACAACCUACCACAACCCACCACAACCUACCACAACCUACCAUAGUCCACCACAACUUUUCACAACCAACCAUAACCUACCGUAGCCCACCAACAACUUAUCACAGCCCACCAACAACCUUCCAGAAGCCUACCAACAACUUACCACAGCCCACCAACAACUUAUCACAGCCCACCAACAACCUACCAGUAGCCUACCAACAACUUACCACAGCCCACCAACAACUUAUCACAGCCUACCAACAACUUAUCACAGCCCACCAACAACCUAUCACAGCCCACCAACAACUUAUCACAGCCCACCAACAACUUAUCACAGCCAACCACAAUCUGUUAAUUAUUUCUGGUGUUGAUGCAUUAUAACUAAAUUAUCUUGUUUUUCAUUAUAUGUUCUUGAAGUGUGUGAACCAUUGUCUGAUAUAUUCUGUACUUGUGUUUAAUGAUAAUUUUUAAUGUUUGUCUUGGUUUAUAGACGUAUAAAUAAAGCAAAUAAGGGAAAGAAAUUGUACUGUGAAUAUUUUUGGAACUGAAUAAAAAAUAAAUAAAUCUGGGUUAACUUCCAUGAAUCAGAAAAAUGACUUAAAGAAAUAAUAUUAAAAUUAAACUGAGACUCUACCUUAACUAGUAGAUAAUUCCCGGAAAAGAAUGUUUACGUUAAUUUUGUCACGUCUUAAAUGAGCGUUUUUAGUUUAGGUAGAGCCUCAGUGUAAUAUUUAGUUUAUUUAUUGGCAUUAUGCUUUUUAAAUCAUUAAGUCAAGUAGUCAAGUAUACCUUUUCACAUCUGCACUUAUGACAAAUAUCCAAUCACUGAGAACCCGGACCUAACCUAACCUGGACUUGGUAUGUGUUGUUUAACAUGUUUGUAUCGAGACUUGGAGGUGCAGGUGACGUGUGUAUCCUGACGUGCAGGUGUAGGCAACGUGUUAGCCGCAAUGGUGGAGGGCGAGGCGGAGCUGCAGAAGACGAUGGUUGACCUGCUACACAUUUACUACAUCCCAGUCAUCAGCAUCGUGGGUAAGUCAUGUCUUAUUUCAUGGCCUUAGCUUGUGAGAACUUUCUUGUCGUGCAUCACUUGUAGAGUCUAUCUCAUGUUGGUUUAGUACUCUCUGAUAACAAUGACUCUCACUAAGACUGACUCCACGUGGCAGGUUCGUGAUAGUGGCUCUCUCUGGCAGGUCCCUUAGUGACUUGGCAGGUCCCCACAGUGGCUCUCUGUGGAAGUCACUAUCAGGGACCUGUCACAGAGAGUCACUAAACACAUUAUGUCACCACUUGCUUGUACCUGAUAUAUAUAAUUAUGUACAUCUAGUUCCACUUCCCACACUUUUGUAAUGUUAAAUGGAAAAGUCUUUUUAUAUUUAACUUUUAAUGAAGAAGAAUUAACUCAAGAUUUUGUGAUGUUGGGAUUAAUGUACAUGUUGACAGAUUUGUGAAAAUAUGCAUUGGUUUGUAAAAUCGGUACAUACCUAAGUUACCCCUAAAUAUAAUCCAGAAUUACAGUUUUGAGUCACAGGAAAGUGACCUUGGUACUGUGGACGCAUUCUCACGUCCCCAGUCAGGUGAGCAGAUGGUAGGUGGAACUGAAAGAGCUUGAAAAUUAUACCUAACCUCUACUGAAACUAAAAUAUUUCUCUCAUCCCCAUUAAAGAAAGAAAUAACUAAAGAAUCAUUUAGAAUCCCUUUUCAUGUGUUAGAUUAAGUCAGCCAGUUGGAUACAUUGUCACAUUUUCAGUUUAGGGGAAAAAUUAUCAUAGAAAACAUCAUAGUUAAAGGAACUUGUUCACUUAUUCCCCAGAGAUCAAUUUAAUGUACGAACCUGUGCGUCUUGGGUCUGGUUCUCGUCAGGUGUGGUGGGGAAUUUGUUGAGUGGGGCGGUAUUCCUCAGGACUCGCCUUCGUCGUCGGUCGUCAUCUUACUAUCUGGCAGCGAUGGCGGCUUCUGACACGACGUUCCUGAUGCUACUGGUCAUACGCUGGCUCCUUCACCACGACUCUUUCGCUGUCUUCCGCCUAGAGAUGUUGGAUUCUGCCCCAGCCUGCAAGAUUAUUAACUAUGUUGGCUCUACCACCGCUAGUGUUAGUGUGUGGUUGACGGUAGCUUAUACAUUAGAGCGUUGCAUCGCGGUACAAUACCCACUGAAGCGUUCCACCAUCUGUACAGUAGGACGCGCCAAGUGGUCUAUCUGCGUGAUCGUCAUCCUCACGUCCCUCAGUUACCUUUAUCUUCUCGUCAUACACGGCCCUUCUUCCCAAGUCCAGGACUGUGGCUUCUAUCCAGAGUACCAGAGGAUGAUGAAGGUGAUGUCUGUAGUGGAGAUCUUCGUAAUGGUAUUCCUGCCCUUCGCCCUCAUAGUCCUCAUGAACUCCCUCAUCGCCUGGCGUUUGUGGACCUUCUCCAGGAUCUUCCACCCUGCCACCACACCCACUGCUGAUGCCCACAAUGACUCCUCCAGAACCCUGAUGUGUGAAGGAACAAGGGAAACGCCACUUACUCCCCUCUUGCCCGCACCACCCCAAGGCUUCACUCCCAGAAGCCACAUUGCCAUGUCUCCCCUUCAUCCUACCACUCCCAAGUGUGUCAAGUCUACAACUAUGCCACAUGGUGCCACGUCUACAUCCAUGCCACAUGGUGCCACGUCUACAUCCAUGCCACAUGGUGCCACAUCUACAUCCAUGCCACAUGUUGCCACAUCUACAUCCACACCACAUGUUGCCACAUCUACAUCCAUGCCACAUGUUGCCACGUCUACAUCCAUGCCACAUAUUGCCAUGUCUACAUCCACAUCACAUGUUGUCACGUCUACAUCCAUGCCACAUAGUGCCACAUCCACAUCCAUGCCACAUGUUGCCACAUCCACAUCCAUGCCACAUGUUGCCACAUCCACAUCCAUGCCACAUGUUCCCAUGUCUACAUCCACACCACAUGGUGCCAUGUUGUCAGAUGGUGCCACUCCUACAGCCAUACAGAACAAUGAGUCGAUCCUUCAGUGCUCACGUAAGGUCAAUGGCCUAGUUCCACACCUCAUUAUUGGAUCAAGCUUAGGCCAAUUGAAUGACCUUUCUACAGGAGAGGUCAGUGACUCAUCAACAAGUCAGGUCAGUGAUUCAGGUUUACACGACCCAACCAGUGAGUCACAGGUCAGUGACUUAUAUAUAAGUCAUCUUUCUGAUUCACGAUCAGACCAGAUCAGUGACUUAGCAACAUGUCAGUUCACUGACUUACGUUCAGACGAGAUCAGUGACUUACCUUCAAGUCAUAUCAUUGACUCAUGUAUGAGUCACCUCACUGAGUCAUCCCCAGGUCAGGCCAGCGACUCAUCUCCAGGCCAAAACGAGCUCCCCCUCCCUGCCCACACUGCCAGAAAUGACGAAAACCUCAAUACUAGGAACAACUCCCAUGCCAGUACUAGAGACCACGUCCAUGCUGCCAGGAGCCACGCCCACACCAUUAGAAACCACGCCCACACCAUAAUAGACCACGCCCAUACCAUCAUAGACCAUGCCCACACCAUUAUAGACCAUGCCCAUACCAUUGCUAGAGACCAUACCAGAGACCACACUCAAACGAUUACUAGAAACCACACCCACCUCACUACAACAGACCACAGCCAGGCUUUUACUAAAGACCACACCCACGCCAGUAAAAACCACACACACAACACCACCAGCGACCACACCCAUGUCAAUAGAAACCACGCCCAAGCCAAUAAAGACCAUGCCCAUAACAACAUUAGCAAGAUGUUGGUACUCAUCUCAACUAUGUUUAUUUUGCUUCAGUUGCCAAACUACCUCCUCCGUGUCUACGUCAUGUUCAACUACCAGCUGAUGGAGGGGGGGGAGACGAGCACGAUGAUGAUGACGAGCGCUACGAUGUUUACGAUGCCACAGGAGGAUGAUUUGUCAACCUUGUCAUUGAUGGAGGAUGAAGUGACGACACAACCGCAGCAACAGAUGGAUGUGAUGACGUUGUCUCAAGCGGAAUUAGAGGUACAGGAAGGAGUGAUGGAGGAAGAAGAAGAAGAUGAGGUGUUGAAGAGGAAGGAUAAGGAACAAGAGGAGAAGAAGAAGAAAAAGCCAGAGGUAUUGAAAGGAAAGGAUAAUGAGGAAGAAGAGGAGAAGGAGGAGGAGGAAGAGGGAGCAUCAUUGUGGGAAGAGGCGAGGGUUGAGGAACUUCAGGCGGUUCAAGAAGUGUUCAUGUGUCUCUAUUACUCUCACUUUGCCGUCAACUUCCUCCUCUACACCAUCUGUGGCUCCAACUUCCGCCAAGGCCUCCGACAGCUGGUCUUAUCCAAACUCAAACAGCUGGUCACCUGGGCACAAUGCACAGGCACAGCUGAUCAACUUUAGUGAUCAGGUUUGGUCUAUUGCUCUGAUCAGAAACAAAAUAAGUCUUAAGUGUUUUGUGAACAACUUUGAUCACCUGAAGAUUAGACACUCCAGCUUAUUUCACCUGAUGAUUAACAAAUCUAAUGCUACCUGGGGGGUUUAGGUUAGUUAAAGCUGAGUUGAGUUAAGUAAGAUAAGGUUACUUGGUUUGAUUGGAUUGUAAUGUUGGGUUUAGUUAGGUUAGGUUGGGUUGGAUUAGACUAGGUUACGGUGAUUAAUCUUCAGAUGGUCCAACAAAUUGUAUUUUAGUAUGUAAGUGCUGCUGUGUUAACAAGUGUAAAAUGUACUCUUAAUAUAAGUUGUGUGUGUGACCGAGCUUGAUGUACCGUAAGACAAUACUCCUAUAUAAACAUGAAUACCAAGUACCUUAAUACAUAAACCCAAUGUCCAAUAUAAUAUGUACACCAGUCCAUCAAGUUAAAAAUUCUGACAGAUAAAACUCUCUGUAUCCAUGUAAUCAAAUAUAACAUGUAUUUUAAUAUAUCACUACUAUAUAAACAUAUAAAUUAUGUAUUUUAAUAUAUCAGUACCAUAUAAACAAAUAUAAUGUAUUUUAGCAAUGUAAAUUACCUUCUUUCUAAACUGCUGACAAAAAUAACACUCAUUUUUGUACAUUUAAUCAUUUUGGUGAACCUCGAUAUUUAGGGAUACGUUGUGCUAAAGCAUUUGUGUUUAUGUUGAAGUUUCUGAUAUCGUGAAGGAUUUUAUUUGAGUCAGUUCAGUAGGAAUGGAAAAGUAAGUUAGGGAGAAACUUAAAAUAUAUAUGCUAGCUGUGAACACAAUCUCUCUAGGUAGCCACAACACACACACCUCUUUGGUGUUGCACAGCACUACCCUCACCUUCAUACAUGCUGUGGUGUCUCAGAUAAGUCCAAGGUGGGUAAGAGCAAUGAGGAACUACAGCAUUAGGAUGGGUAAAAGUAGAAUAUGCUCACACGUAACACGGCCUGACUGAUGAGGCAUCACAUCUCUCUCUCGAUACACACAAAGACGUCAAUUCAUUAUUGAGAAAAGCAAUGGGAAUAAUGAAUAAAUAGGAAGUACUACCUUAAUGAUAGUAAUAGAAGGAAAGUGUAUCACAUGUCUCAACACUACCAAGAAACUUGUCUAACUGAGACUAAACAUGAGGACGUUCUGGGUGUUUAGUCGACAACAAACUAAAGUUCUUGAAUUGUAAUAAAAAAAAAAAACCUUGGUAAUAAAUUUAUUU